This is a messenger RNA of Musca vetustissima, 762 nucleotides long. RefSeq names its product protein roadkill-like. The record is from RefSeq and is a predicted model, not a curated record. The transcript has a single exon. Gene Ontology annotation, molecular function: ubiquitin protein ligase binding. Gene Ontology annotation, cellular component: nucleus; cytoplasm. Gene Ontology annotation, biological process: regulation of proteolysis; proteasome-mediated ubiquitin-dependent protein catabolic process. The coding region runs from base 1 to 762 and encodes 253 amino acids. Lineage: Eukaryota; Metazoa; Arthropoda; Insecta; Diptera; Muscidae.
AUGUUGAUUUCACGCAGUAUCCAAGACACGGUUUUCCAAGUUACCUUAAGUUAUGGUAGAUAUCAAGCUACUAGGAUGAUGUCAAUGAACGAAAGAUGUACCAAGCUGACUUACAGUCGCUAUCAAAUUUUUGGGGAUCGCAACGCAUUCGCUCAAUUCCACCUUGAAGUACAAUGCGAAUCUGCCACGCAAAUCAAAUGCGAACCUAAAAAGCAAGCCAUAACAGACAUCUCAAAGGAUUUUGCCAAUAUCUUGGCUAGCAAAGAAUUCAGCGAUGUGACCCUGGUCACCAAAGAUCGAGUUGAAUUCAAAGCCCACAAACUUGUAUUAUGCGUUCGCAGUGACGUUUUUGCAGCCAAGUUUCGCAAUGACCUGCAGGAGGAACAAAAAACCGCCAGUAUUACCAUCGACGAUAUGGAUUCAAAAGUUCUCAAGGAAUUGCUGAAUUACAUGUACACGGACAGCGUAAUAGCCAAGGAAAUGGCAGGAGAUCUAUUUGUGGCGGCCAAAAAAUACGCCCUUUUGGGUUUACAAGAAAUGUGUGUAGAUAUGUUAAUCGAUACAAUGAGUACGGACACAGUGGCUGAUAUUCUUCUUCUGGGCAAUCGCCAUUCCAAUGAACGCCUCAAAUCUGAGGCUGCUCACUUUGCAAUGGAAAACAUUAAAACAGUCAUGGCAACGGAGAGCUGGAAAAGAUUGCGACAAAAUGAACUUGAGUUAUGUAUGGACAUAUUGGAAAAGGCCAUGCAGGAACGUUUGUAG